UGGUUGUGUAAAGGGUAAGAAGGUAUCCACCAAUAAAGAAGAAAAAAUGUCUGACUCAUGCAAUUGCCGAGAAAGUGGAAUGUGCCAGUGCUGGGCAAGUCAAACCUGUCCAUCCAGUGUAUGUAAAUGUGGACCCGGAUGUAAAUGUGGAACUGGAUGCAAGUGCACCGGAUGUCAAGUGAAAUGCAGCUGUAGCGGUAAUUGCGGAUGUGGAAAAGGCUGCACCGGACCUGAAUCUUGCAAAUGCGCAAAUGACUGUAGCUGCAGAAAGUGACUAAAUAAUAGUCCUGAAUAGUCAGGAAUAUCUCAUGUUUCAAAACCAAAGAACAAAAGAAAUAGAUUUUCCAGUUAGAUAAUAAAAUAAAUAGAUUUUCCAGUUA
Molecule: messenger RNA, 380 nt
Organism: Saccostrea echinata
Lineage: Eukaryota; Metazoa; Mollusca; Bivalvia; Ostreida; Ostreidae
Product: metallothionein-like
Exons: 4
Coding region: 47-274 (75 amino acids)
Molecular function (GO): metal ion binding
Source: RefSeq, a predicted model, not a curated record